UCACAUAUUUAUGAGGAUAAGAAUUGAAUUGGAUUACAGGAAAUGUGAUCUUGGAAUACAAAUACACAAAUCUAUUAAAGUUAAGCCACAAAUUAAAAAUUCCAUUACAACUUGCGAAUUCAGCACCAGAUUUUAUUUAUGAAACAGAAAGGAGAAGUAGGACUAAAUGUAUUAAAAACCUAGAACAUGGUUGAUGUAUAAAAUAGGCAUGAAAAUUCAACAUAGAACUAUGAGAAGGGCACUGAAGAUGCAAGGCUAUAGUUAUCAGGAAGGAAGAACAGGCUGAGUCAUUUCUAUUGCAGCAGUUAUGUAACGGCAGCCUGCAGGGCAGUUAGUGUAGCUGUGUCGCAGAACCAUUGACCUGGCUUCAAUCUUGGCCUCCAGUGCAAUCAUCCAUGUCACAAGGAGAAUGGAGUUUGCACAUUCUCCCUCUUACAUGGGAGUUUCCUUCAGGUAUGCCAGUUUCCUCCCACAUUCCAAAGAUGGACUCAUGAGGUAAAAUGGCUCCUGCAAAGUACUCCUCGUGGAGAUGAGAGGUGAGGAAAUCAGAGGGUGUUAAUGAGCAUGUGUGAGAGAAUAGAUUAAAAGGAAAUAAAUGGUGGAAUGGGACUGAGAGCAUAGACUAGGUAAAUGGCCUAUCAUUAUAUAAGGAAGGAUCCAACAGUGGAUGUUAACAUUGGAAUAGAUUUAACAGAAUAGUCUUAAAGAGUUAUAUUUACUCACUCAGAGGUGAGAUAGUACUAAUCAUAACUACAGAAGAAUUAGUUUGAUUAGAAUGGCAUAGGUAUAUUUUACAGAAGUUUAUGUAAUUAUUAAUGAGAAAAGGAAAUAGAGGAGUCUGUGAAUAGAGUUACAUGAAGAAAGUUGGAUGGAUGCUAGUUACCAACUCAGAUUAAUGAGCAGUAUGACCUGUUGCUGUAAGCUUUAUUGCUGCACACGAUCAGAUUUACACAUGACCUGUUGCUGUAACCAAUUGCUGCACAUGAUCAGAUUUACAAUUAACAUCAGUUAAUGUUUACAAGAUAUUCUUAUUGCCAAGGAGACUUAGAACUUGAGAUGCAAUAAAAAACAGUUUCAAUAUUUAGACCUUUGAUAUACAGGAAGCUGCAACGAGAUUUUUAAAAGAGAAAAGAAGAAGCGUUGCCUGCAUUCAGCCAGCCUUGGAUAUGGCAGCAACUGCAGGAAAACUAAACUUAAAACGUGAAGUUGGAUUAAUUAGUUCUGUGUCUUUAAUUGUAGGAACUAUUAUUGGCUCUGGCAUCUUUAUGUCUCCAGAAUGGGUGUUACGAUAUAUUGGGAGCCCUGGAGCCAGCCUUCUGGUAUGGACAUUCUGUGGAUUACUGUGCAUGGUAGCUGCUCUUUCAUACGUAGAAUUAGGGACUGUCAUAAAGGAAUCUGGUGGAGAAUAUAUAUACAUCUUGAGAAACUUCGGUCCUGUCCCAGCUUUUGUUUUCUCUUGGACUUCUGUGUUUGUAGUCAGACCUGCUUCUAUCGCAGCAAUGUCUUUGAGCCUGGCGCAAUACACUGCAGCUCCAUUUUAUGGGGCAUGUCCACCACCUCCUGCUGUGGUAAAGUGUACAGCUGCUGCCAGCAUUUUAAUUGUCACUGUAGUGAACUGUCUUAAUGUGAAACUGGCAACCGACAUUCAAAAUAUCUUCACAUUUGCCAAACUAGUCUCCUUGCUUGUAAUAGUGGUAGGUGGGAUACUAUUGAUCCUCAAUGGACACACACAGAGUUUUCAGAAUGCUUUUCAAGGAACAAGUGGAAUAAGCUCAAGUGGAAUAAGCUCAAUUGGAAUCGCUUUACAACAUGGCCUCUGGUCCUACGAUGGAUGGAGUAAUUUAAAUAAUUUGACUGAAGAAAUCAAGAGGCCAGAAGUGAAUCUGCCCCGAGCUUUACUGAUUUCCCUUCCACUGGUGACUUUGCUUUACAUUCUGGUAAAUAUUAGCUACCUGGCAGCCAUGAGUCCAGCUGAAAUGAUGUCCUCUGGAGCUGUGGCUGUAACAUGGGGAAACAAAGUCUUGGGCAGUUGGACAUGGAUCAUUCCACUGUCAGUUGUACUUUCCACGUUUGGGUCCAUGAAUGGCACUUUCUUCACUGGUGGUCGAACUUGCUACAUAGCAGCCAGAGAAGGUUCACUGCCAGACAUUCUCUCCAUGGCACAUGUGAAGCGGUUGACACCAUUGCCUGCACUUCUAUUCACAGCAUUCAUUGCUUUGAUAUUAUUAAUCCCAGGCGAUUUUGGAUCCAUUGUCAAAUAUUUCAGUUUUACAGCUUGGUUCUUUUAUAGUCAGGCUUUUGCUGCACUGGUGUACAUGAAAAUUAAGAAGCCACAUCUUCAUCGACCUUUCAAUGUGCCAUUGCCCAUUCCGGUGUUCAUGUUCAUUAUUUCGAUCUGCCUGGUGGUGGCGCCACUCAUAGAAGCUCCUGAGAUGGAAUACUUGUUUGUUGGUUUGUUCAUGCUGAGUGGUUUAUUGAUUUAUUUUCCAUUGAUUCACUUCAAACUAUGCACCUGCUCAAUGGAUCAGAUCACUAUAUUUCUGCAGUUGCUGCUCGAAGUUGGGCCAACACAAUCAAACUUGGAUUAAUAGGUCAAAGAGAAAAAAAAGCUUUUCAUCGUGUCUCGGUACACGUGACAAUAAACUCAACUCAACUCAACUCAAAUAUUGCUGAAGAUGGCAUUAUCCAUUCUGAAUAGAAAGCAAUUACAAAACUCAGUGGGCCAUGCUUCAUCAGGGGAAAGAAUUGCCAAUAUAUUCCAGCACCGUACAUUGCUUAAAUGUUAUUAUUUGGGACUCAUUCACAGUUUGAUUUACUCUGUGAUAUACAGUAAAUAAAGUUAUCACUUCUUCUUCUUUGUCUUCUUGCGUAUGGCGUGCACAGCCUAAAGUUGUAGGACAACUUGUUCUAUUUGAUCUUAUUUGAUUGUGCACACCAGGUUGAUUGCAUUCGUCGAAACAGGGCGGACCACGUGAAAGUUCCAAUCUCCCACCCAUGUUAUCACUGAUGCCUUAGAAACAUUAUAACCAUAUAAUAUAAUAACCAUAUAACAAUUACAGCACGGAAACAGGCCAUCUCGACCCUUCUAGUCCGUGCCGAACACAUAAUCUCCCCUAGUCCCAUAUACCUGCGCUCAGACCAUAACCCUCAAUUCCCUUCCCAUCCAUAUAACUAUCCAAUUUAUUUUUAAAUGAUAAAAACGAACCUGCCUCCACCACCUUCACUGGAAGCUCAUUCCACACAGCUACCACUCUCUGAGUAAAGAAGUUCCCCCUCAUGUUACCCCUAAACAUCAGUCCCUUAAUUCUCAUGUCAUGUCCCCUUGUUUGAAUCUUCCCUACUCUCAGUGGGAAAAGCUUUUCCACGUCAACUCUGUGACUAUGUUUAUAGCUUUAAUGACUACCAGCACACAACCAGGUUAUUAUAAGUUUAUCAUUCAUUCUCAGGCUAUUCUUGAACAUUAGCCAUGGAAAAAAUACCUAUUAUUUCUUCUACUGGAGCAGACAAAAAGUGUAGGAAGGAACUGCAGAUGCUGGUUUAUACCAGAUAGACACAAAAAGCUGGAGUAACUCAGUGGGUCAGGCAGCAUCUCUGGAGAAAAGAACUAAGUGACGUUUCGGUUUGAGACCCUUCUUCAGAUUGAAGAAUCAUUGUGACCCGAAACGUCACCGAU
Molecule: messenger RNA, 3673 nt
Organism: Leucoraja erinaceus (little skate)
Lineage: Eukaryota; Metazoa; Chordata; Chondrichthyes; Rajiformes; Rajidae
Product: b(0,+)-type amino acid transporter 1
Exons: 6
Coding region: 1167-2588 (473 amino acids)
Biological process (GO): amino acid transmembrane transport
Cellular component (GO): membrane
Molecular function (GO): L-amino acid transmembrane transporter activity
Source: RefSeq, a predicted model, not a curated record